This is a messenger RNA of Ixodes scapularis (black-legged tick), 2969 nucleotides long. RefSeq names its product zinc finger protein 248. Gene Ontology annotation, molecular function: DNA-binding transcription factor activity, RNA polymerase II-specific; RNA polymerase II transcription regulatory region sequence-specific DNA binding. The record is from RefSeq and is a predicted model, not a curated record. The transcript is spliced from 2 exons. Gene Ontology annotation, biological process: regulation of transcription by RNA polymerase II. Bases 1062 to 1553 code for a protein of 163 amino acids. NCBI's taxonomy places the organism in Eukaryota, Metazoa, Arthropoda, Arachnida, Ixodida, Ixodidae. Gene Ontology annotation, cellular component: nucleus.
CAAGAGGCGGCCAAGAAGUCCCUAAGGGCAGCCGGGUGCACAGAGUUAGUGUGGCGCACAGUGUGUGCAAGCUCUGGACACUGGCUGGCCGGAUCGCUUCCCUAUUCGCAUGUAGGAGCCAAGAGGGUGCCCUCCAUAGAACUGUCGAGCAGCCAACACAGUAGACCAACCCAAGCCACAGUCUGUUGGUGCUGGCGGCCUUGAGCCUCGUACGGGGGUGCAGGGGCAUGCUGGCCCAGCAUUCGAAAAUAGAGAGCCCGGGUGGCCCGACACUGCACACCUUUGAGUCUGUCGACCACGUGGGCCUGGAAUGGAUGCCACACAGCAACAGUACUGAAGCCUAGGCAGGACCAAGGCAGUAUAUAGUGCACAAUAUAUUUCAGGCCCCCUUGGCUUUUGAAACACUGGUAACAAAGCCAAGAGUUUGGCGUGCCUUUGAGGCAGUGUUGGUGAUUUCGCGACAGAAGUCUAGAGAAGAUAACUCCUAAGAUAGGAAUCAACUGAAUGACGCCAAUUGGAGUGCCUGACAGGGUGUAAGCUGAAAGGGAAGUAGAAUGACUUGGUGAGGUGCGUUGCAGUGCUAGUGCUUUUGUGCUGGCUUAUUGCGAGGUUGUUGGUUCUAGCCCAGCAGCCGAUCUGGUCAAGGAAGUCCUGGACACCUGACACAGAGAAGGGCAACGUUACUGGGGCCAGAGCAGUGGUGUUGUCUGCGUAUUGGACAAGCAGACAUUUGCUAGAUGCAAGCAUGUCGUUGACAUGUAAUAGAAGGACUGUUGACUGUACUGUACAACUCUCCCUUGGAGACGACAUCAUUAGCCAGGCGAGCUGGUUGUUAAUCGACAUACCCAAGGCAGAGGUGAAAAUUUACAAAACAACGUCUCAAUGACUUUAGACAUGGUUUGUCCUUUUUUGCCUCCGUCUCGGGUUUCAGUAUGUCGACAAACUCUCCCUUCACGUUCUAGCAUAUUUGCUGAUUUGAUCACCUUUUGUUUUUGCUUCGGUUCCAAGUUUUCUCUAUAGCCAUGAUGCAGUAAAUGAUCAGCAUGGCCUUGUCAUAAGUGAUGCCAAACAAAGGUGCCAGCUGGGGAAACUCCGCGGUGCUUGCCGCCCCGGCCACCUUCGUGAGUGGCGUCGGCUUCCGCUGCGAGCAGUGCCCCUACGUGACCCCCAAGCAAGCCCAGAUGACCUUUCACCUCCGCAGCCACGCCGGCCUGCGUGUCUACGAGUGCGCCGUCUGUCGGCUCCUCUUUCAGACGCAGAGCCACCUUAACACCCAUAUGCACACGCACACGGGGGACAAGCCCUUUGCAUGCACCCUGUGCAGCGCCACGUUUCGGCGUAAGGUGGGGCUCGUGGAGCACAUGCGAGGACACACUGGCGAGAUGCCCUUCACGUGCGGCAUCUGCAAGUCGGCCUUUGUGCGCAAGGGCACCCUCCUAGACCACAUGAAGACUCACACCGGGGAGCGGACGUACAAGUGCAAUUGGUGUCCGCAGGUGUUCCGGUCGCGGGUGGCCAAGCACAGACACACCCGGAAGACACACGACCUGUAGGCGGGGUGGUAGUGUAACGUGCGUCUGACUGGCGCACCUAUGACGACUUCGUCUCGUGUUCCUCGAUGCUUGCCUUGUGAUGUUGCAACUGCCUCGAUCGUAGCCGGCCGCGAUCUUGGAGACGACACGGCAGAGAAGGCGUGUAGGAAGAAACGCCCUCUCUGCAUGGCUUGUUCUGCAGCGGCCCCAUGGGUGACGAGAACUCGGGCAGGCGCGUGUUGGGACGCCGCAUCAACAGCAAUGCGUGCUUUCGCUCAGCAACCAGUGGGAUUGCGACGCCAAUGACACGAUCUGUAACUUUGUUUUACCUUCCAACGUUUCGCGAUAGAUGCUACGAGCCGCCAGAGCCAAUCCAUAGCACGGAACAUGUUGCACAUCUUUGUGGUUGAGGGGAGUGAUGCGUGGAGUGUGAAGUCGUAUUGCACGUGCGAUACACUGAAUUGACUGACAUGGCUUGUAGCGUUCGUUGCAGUACAUUAGCGUCGUUCGAUUUACUUGCACCUCCUGCACCAGUACUGAAAAGUGUAGGGCAGUGUACUUCUACUGUGUAUUGAGACACGACCGGAAGUACACUGCAGGUAAAUCGAACGAGGUUGUUGUAAAAUAAAACACCGACUUUGUCGCCAUUUUUGGAUUGUUCUGGAUGCACGGGCGGUAUGGGAUGCUGAAUGUGCUAGUGCAGGAUGCGUUCCAGGCAUCGUAGCUCUACCAUAUUGGCGAGGGCAUGGGUAAACGAAGCAAUAAUUAGUUACAAAGUAGGUUCCCACUUUCUUUGGAGCAAAGAGUUUGUAACUGCUUGCCGAAGACCAGUUCAUUUUCUGGGUCAACAUUUGCGAGUCCGUACUCCUACGGGGUAAUCCUAAAACAUGCGAGCUGAUUCAUAUUUUUCCCCCUCCCCCUUUUUUUUUUUUAUUGGCGGAUAUUCAAUUUUUGGAAAACGUCUAUGCCAAUGUAUAUGAAAAAGAAAGGAAAUUCUGAAUGACUAGGAAUGGUGUGUUGCCAUUCGAAGGAGAGACAUGCACUGUGCCCAUGAAGUACUAUGAUUUGACUUGGAAGUUUAUAGAGAAUCUCUUAUUUUCUUGAUUAGAAAGGUACUUGGCUCCGUGGCCAAUCUUUUCUCUUCUUUGCACCUUUCAUAUUUUCUCUCCUCCAGUUUUCAAAGUUGCUUCUAUAUACUUAUUCUUUUGUAAAUGCCAAAUUUUUUUUUUUUUCAUAUCCUGUUACAUAGUAGUCGUUUUCAUUCUCACAGUGAUUUAAAGGCGAGAUUUUUGUGCUCCUACUUUGGCGCCCACAAGGUAUAGUGUUAGUCCAGUGAAUAAAAUGAGGAUGUGUUGGUUAGCGUUCCCAACUCGCAAUGUUUUUCCCCCAUAUUAAUAGUUCCAUGCUUUUAAGGAGUAAACUAUUUUGGUACCCAGA